Molecule: messenger RNA, 630 nt
Organism: Trichoderma citrinoviride
Lineage: Eukaryota; Fungi; Ascomycota; Sordariomycetes; Hypocreales; Hypocreaceae
Exons: 1
Coding region: 1-630 (209 amino acids)
Source: RefSeq, a predicted model, not a curated record
AUGAGUGUUGCCGGCAACCAGUACGUCACUUGGUACGACCCAACCACCAAGGAGGAGCUCAAGGCUCGACGAGCCACCACCUUUCAAAGAGGCAAAGGCAAGGGCAAAGGCAAGGCGAGCGACGCUGACGACGGCAUGCAAGGCAUGACCGACCCGGACACGGUCAACUUCAAGACCACCGUCUUCAACAAGGUGGCCAAGUCCUUCUCGGCGCUCUUCAGCGACCACGCGGACCGGUACGAGCGCCGCAAGGAGGCCCCCGUCGGCUGGACCACGGCCGGCGAGCUCGGCUGGCUCCGGGAGGAGCAGGAUUCGCAGUACAUGCUCAUGGAGGAGCUGGAGCUCAAGAUUGAGGAGUUGAAGAAGGAGCUCACGCAGCAGCAGGAGCUCGUCAAGGCGUACGAGGUCAAGGUGGCGCAGCACGAGGAGUACCUGCAGUACUGCAUGCACUGGAUCACCAUGGCGCAGGUCUUUGGGGAUGUUCCCGUUGCCAAGGAGCGCAUGAAGUGGAAGUCUGGUCUUGCUGCGUUCGAGGAGGACAAGGGCGAGGAUAAGGACGAGGAUGAGGCUAUGGGUGAGGAUGCUAAGGGAACCGUGGCCUCGGGCAGUCGUCAGGCAGACUUCCAGUAG